Chroicocephalus ridibundus (black-headed gull) is the source of this 5147-nucleotide messenger RNA. It is a transcript of the gene SCO1, whose product is annotated as protein SCO1 homolog, mitochondrial. The record is from RefSeq and is a predicted model, not a curated record. Gene Ontology annotation, molecular function: copper chaperone activity; copper ion binding. Gene Ontology annotation, biological process: intracellular copper ion homeostasis; mitochondrial respiratory chain complex IV assembly. The transcript has 5 exons. The coding region runs from base 159 to 803 and encodes 214 amino acids. Gene Ontology annotation, cellular component: mitochondrial inner membrane. NCBI's taxonomy places the organism in Eukaryota, Metazoa, Chordata, Aves, Charadriiformes, Laridae.
CGUCCGCGUACUGGAUAUCCGCGAUAACACCGAAGGCGAAGAGAGGCGGCGGCGCCCCCUCCAUGGCGGCAGCUCCCGGCUGAGGGGGGCGGAAGAGGCGGGCGCGGAAGAGCGGGCCACAAGAUGGCGGCGCUGCGCUGUGGGCGGGUGGUGCUGCUAUGGCGGCUGCCGGGCGCGUGUCGGGCGGCUCUGCCGGCGCCCGGCAGCCGCCCGCUGUCCCGCCUGCCGCCGCCCGGCAGCGGCCCGCGGCCGGGCGCGGAGAGGAGGAGCUGGAGAAGGAACGAAACCGAGGCAUUGGGAAACCACUUCUAGGAGGGCCCUUCUCACUCGUCAACCAUGAGGGACAGCCCAGGACCAGCAAGGACUACAUCGGCCAGUGGGUGCUGAUCUACUUCGGCUUCACACACUGCCCUGACAUCUGUCCUGAUGAACUGGAGAAAAUGAUUGAAGUGGUAGAUGAAAUUGAUAGAAUUCCAUCUUUGCCUAAUCUGACCCCACUGUUCAUCACCAUUGAUCCUGAGAGGGACAACGAAGAAGCCAUUGCCAGAUAUGUUAAAGAAUUUUCUCCGAAGCUGAUCGGAUUGACUGGUACCAAGGCACAGAUUGACCAAGUGGCCAAAGCUUACCGUGUGUAUUACAGUGAAGGUCCCAAAGAUGAAGACAGUGAUUACAUAGUGGAUCACACAAUAAUAAUGUACCUCCUCGGGCCAGAUGGUGACUUUGUGGACUAUUAUGGCCAGAAUAAGAGGAGCACUGAGAUUUCUUCUUCUAUUGCUGCACACAUGAGAAAAUACAGAUCCUAAAACAAAAGUUCUUCAAAGAUUGAUGUGAACGUCACCUGUAGGUUUGGCUGUAAUUGGGCAUUGGAGUUAAAGCAGAAGCUACAAGCGUAACUUCCUGUCGCCACAUGCCUCCUUUCUUCCAAACAAGAAAGGCCAACCAUACUUCUGCAAAAUACCAUUAUCAAAAACCUCUAUAAAGCCUUCCCCGUGGAUAUUAUUUGUGGCAAGAUCUAGGCUACAGAAUGAAAUUUGGGACUUCUCUGAAACGUUGUUGGGAGCAAAAAAUGGAAAACACUUUUCAUUUGGGAGAAGCGCGUGUAUUACUGGUAAAAUUAAUUGGUAUAUGUUGGCAAGACAUCAGUGAAGGAUGGUUACUGCAGAAGGUUGAUUACUUGAUGAAAAGCCAUGUGGGCCAUGGCAUUCUUGGAGGACCCCUGCCCUUUUCUUUCUGCACUGUUUUGCCUUCUGGGAGAGGCAGUUACAACAUGAGCAGCAGAGCUUUAAGAGUACUUCUUUAUCAAGGUUAAGGAGGUGAAGAGCACUGAAAGCAUCAGCAGCUUCCACGCGUGGGACCAGCCCUGUGGUGUGCCUGAUCUCUUCUUCAUUUGAAUGCAGAAAUGAAAUGUUUUUUCUUGGUGAUUUUUUCCAAGUGAAUUCUGUUAACUUAUAAGCAAAUGAUUAAUGGGUUGCAAAUAGAUUUUUCUUCUGGUCUAAAUGGUUUUAUGCAUAGUUGGCCCGAUUGUGCUAUGCUGAACAGUGAAGUGGGAAGGAUGACUGGGGUCUGUGUCUGUGCAUAGGGAUGUCAGUCAGAUAAAUUCUAUCAAUGCAGCAUUUGAAAAUAAAGAUUGCUUUGUAUAAGCAAUAUAUAGCAAUAUAUUUUUUUUUUCCUUUUAGGUUUGACUAGAGUAUCAUUGGAACUUUGUAUACUGGUCAAGCUUCAUAUUCUUGCUGUGUUUUAUCUCUUUUUAGAAAAUAGUGUUUCUCUGUAGGACUGCAAACAGUAAGCUGAAUAUGCUUUUUUAAGGUAGCUGAACCCCAGAGAAUGGCCCACAGGAGACAAAACAGAAAAGUUCUUGGUGCAAGUCCCAGAGUGUUUCAAGCUGAACACAAGUGUUCCUGCUGGUAGCGCUGGCGUUCUUCUGAGUGUGGGGGUUGGAAGAGAGCAUUCCUGUCCGAGGGAAGGUGCAGUGUCUAUGGUAAACUUCCAUCUUUUCAAAAUCCUGAAAAACAAUAAACUUAACCUGUCCCAGAGCAGUUAUAAAGCAUGAUGAAGUAGUGUAGGUCCACAUCACCUGCCCUAUACUAUGGCGACCUCCUGAGAGUAUAGGGAAGGUUACUCUGAUAGAAUAUGUCUAAAACUGCACUCUUCUGAUAAAGCUCUGUCAAGACAGGAAGAUUCCUGAAAUUCCAAGAUAGAAUUUCCCCGUCAAAUAGUAGAUAGUUUAAAGAAGUUUUUUUUUUUUCUGUUUCUGUUUUUCUGUUUUGCUGAAGGAUCAGCAAGAGUUUUUCUUUAUCAGUUUACAGUGGGAGUUUUAAAAAGUGUCUAAGUGUCUUAGAAUUAAACUCAAGGUCUGAAAAGGAAGCUAGGUUUUUUUUCCUCCUUGUGGUGUCUGGCUUGAUUGCAAUAGGCAAUAAGAAUGGCUACCAAAGGAAAUUUCACACUUCAAGUCUUCUGUCAAUUAGAGGCUAUGUCAGAUCCAAGGUGUUAUCAAUAAUAUUAGUGUUGGUGGUAGGUGGCACCCUGGCAAUGAUGAUUUUAUUUUCAUGGAGUGGUUGCAGGUGACUAACGAGCCUUUCCUCACCUUUUAUUUUUCCCCCGCUAUCCUGGAGGUAAUUUAUUUUCAAAACUUUCCUUCAGAGCUGACUUUUGGCACCUACUAGUUCUGCAUUUCUUUGUCCAGGUGGCUGUGCACCAGUUCAUUUUGGAACAAGACAGGCCAUGGCUUGACCUGGUCCUGUGGGAAGCUGGACCGGAGAGCUCUGGAGCUCCCUUCCAACAAACACUUCUGUGUUUCUGUGAAAUUUGUCAUGUUGAGGCUGCGCUCACUCAGUGCUCUGAGCCUCCCUGCUCCAGGGAGCGUGUGUGUCUCUCCUUUUUUCAUCGUGACCUUUACCAGGGAAAAUCACCUCCUUUUUGAACUUCUGUUGCAGUUGUUUUGAGGAUGACUUGUGCAACGCAGUGCACUAGGAUAUAGAAGGUGGGGUAAAUGAUAUUUAUCUGCUCUUGUGAUAAAAGCAACAUUGAAAUACCACCUCCUUAGGAGUAUCAGUGGCCCAACACUCUGGCCAUUCAGUAGGGUCAGUCUAUAGUGGACAAGCUGUGCGUAUUAAUUGGUAACGAACACAAACUAUCAGUGAGUACUGCUGGCGGAGACAGUGCAGACCUGUGCAGCUUUUUUUAAUGCCCUCUCACAUGCUGUAUGUCCCCAAGUUCUUAUUUACCUCAUUUUCAUUGGGGAAAUAAUUUUUUCCUUUUUGAUCAAGUCAGAAACAAUCUGAAUAUUUUCCUUGGGGGUGGGAGGGGAAUUUGUCCUGCCUGUCUUGCUGCUGCUUCUGUAUUAGAGUCCAUUCCUCUCUCUUCUGUGUUUCUUGAAAAUACUGACAUAGAAGACCUGGUGGGAAUGUGACUAAGAGAUAGAGCAGCUGAUCUGGGAGGCUGUUUUGUUUGCCUCUUUAAAGUCUGUUUGUACUUCUCUUGAUUACAGCCAAGUGCUUAAAAUAUCCUGUGGAGAAAAGUCAAAUUUUAAUACUGUAAUUUGAAUUUUUAGGGCCUGAAAAGAUUCAUAAUACAUGUUUUUCAGCCAUAUCUGUCUCCAGAAGGAAUGGGAAAGAGACAAUAUUUCAAAGCUAAAAAUGCAGCAGGUUGAUCGUGGGGCGAAGGGUGAGAGAGGGUGUGUUUAUUGAAAACCCAUUUUACUUAACUGGCCACUAAGUAGAGGAGUGGUUUGAAUUUGCUGUAUGUGGUAGCCUCUGCCAGCAACAGGGCUUGGCCUGGGGACCCGUCUCUUCUGGUGGUGUCGGGGGUCUCUGCCAGCAGCAGUCACUGAAAUGCCAGCAUGGCGUAUCGUGCCACAAGGGGUUUCUCCCUGCCAUGCCAGCACGCAGCCUCCUGGGACUGAGACCUCUCUUUGUGUUUGGGGACUCUUAUUGCCCCUCUGUUUUUCACAGGGGGCCAUGUGUGAAAAGUGUGGCAGUUUCCCUGAGUCUUCCCCUAAAUGGAAGCACAGAAGGGGCAUGUGCGUGCUCUGCAGCAGGAGGCGGGUUUAAGGGAGCAGGUUUAACUGAUGUAAAGGAAAUGCUUGUGAAAAAUGUCAUGAGAGGGGCUAGGCUGGUGGUGCAGUGAUCUUCAGCACAUUCUGGUCACUUGUUACUGGCAGCAGGAAAGAGAAAAAUUGACUCCUGUUCCUGCUGGAUAAUGGCAGGUUGCUAUUAAACAGCUACUGUUCACCUCUCUUAUCUGUGCAACUGUAGUGAGGUCAGUCAUACCACAGGAUGCUCCCUUUUUUCCAUUAUGUGACUCCAUAUUACAUCUCUCAUGCAUUUUUGCAUACAUUGGACACUUGUCUCUGGAUAAAACUGGUUUUCAUGGGUAACUCCUGCAGGUCUGUAUUUCUUUAUUUGGCAACUCUCGAGUUGUUUAUGGCUGUGGAGUCUCCAGGGCUAAGUCUCUGACCCAUCUCUCUAUCAUCCCGUGGCUGCACUUCUCUACACAGCAUCCUUUGCACUUCUCGAGGUCUCUGCUGCCCCAUCAGGCUUGUAUUUCUUCAUAUGGCAUCAGUAUGUUAGUGACAAAUACCUUAUUCUACACAGAGUAGAAUCUGUAUAAAACUAGGGUUGUAUGAAGCAGCAAUAAAUAAAAAUAAAAUGAAUCAGCCAGAACCACCUCCUCAGAAGAAAAGAAAUUGGUAUCGCAGCUAGGCCAAGUUAAAACAAAGUACAAGCCAGUAGAAACUUGGAUGAGGCAAGGCUCAAAGCCUCUGUCCCGAGGUUUUGCAAACUUGGUACAAAGUCUGUGGGCUGCAGGUGUCAGUGAUCACUCUAUCUGCAUUUAUUUUCCUGAAGCGAAUUUGCAGCUGACUUCCCCCUACAGAGACAAAUGUAAAAUUUCUGUCUUCUCCCAGAUGUUUUGGCAUAAAUGUCAUGUCCUUUAACUUGUUUUUAUGUGCCCUGAAAGGCAGAGCCAGCUGACACGGGAAGCUUGUGGCAGGCUGGGGCGGCCUGUGGGAAGGGCACAGACAGAUUUCGGAUGGAGGGACCGGCCCGUGGGUCGUGUCACAGCCCUCAAGCACGUGCCUGCCCUCCUGGCAGUGGGAGCAGCUGAUGUGCUGCUGCUUUCUGCCUCUCACAUUGACCCUGCCCAUCUCU